UCCUUGGCGCUAGAGUUAUCAUGUUCUGCCGGACUGAUAACCUCAUACACCUUCAUGCAAUAAUUCACGGAACUUAUAAAAGGCAAGAUUCUAGUAGAAUUGACCUAUUAGAAUAUCAGGUGCAAUUUCGUUACGAUAAGCUGAUGGUUCUGCUAAAUGGUGCUAACAUAUCUGUAAUUAAACACUCGAAUGGAGCAUCAUCUCGGCUGGUUUACUGAUUGUUUAUACAGCUAUAAAGAUCAUUUUUGUAAGCCUUCGCGUAAAGAAAGCAAUGUAUUGCGCAAUUCUCCUCUGGUCACCGGUAAUCGUCGUAACGGCAUGCUGCGUCUUUCUGACAACGGGGCAACCCCCCACACCACUGUCACAACACGAUGGUCACCAGAACAACAGCAUGCAAUUGGCCAACGCUAACAGCAAUGCGCUGAAUCGCGAGAAACGCAUUUUCCCCGCGAACAGCAACACCGCUCCGCGGAAAUAUUCCAGCUGGACUAAGUGGUCGCAGUGUGCGCGUAAUUGCGAGCAGAAGCGUUUUCGGACAUGUUUAGGAACGGACGAAAAAGACUGUCCGCAUGGACCACUCCAGAUGCAGAGUCGGCAUUGUAAACGCUGUCAUAACGGUCCGAAAUCGAAGCCCACUCAUCAUCAGGUUGAUGAUGUGGUGGCCUCCAACUCCCUAUACGAAGAAUUCUUUUUCACGUCCUGGAGCCGAUGGUCCCAGUGCCAUAAAAAAGACUGUAAACAGUAUCGGUGGAAGUUGUGCGCCUUUUAUCCGAUCUGUGGAGAGCGCCUGAUGGUGCAGCAGCGCACUUGUCCGGAACGUGUUUGGCACGUAUGCGCGGAAAAACCGGAAUCACCGUCGCCGACCAUAUCACACCGGAAUGGAUCAGAGUCCGACAGUGACUUCGAUGACAACAUUGUUGUGGAUACAAAGAGCAAUUUGACAUGCGGAAUAUCGCUCGCCCGAGCGACCAAUGUGACAAAGAAGAUACUUGGCGGAAAAGCCAGCAUGAAAGGGAAAUGGCCAUUUCAGGUAAUUAUCUUAAAUCACUACAUGGAAAACUAUUGCGCUGGAACGCUUAUUUCCAACUGGGUCGUUACCGCUGCGCACUGCGUUAAAAGGCGAAUGUUUGUGAAACUGGGCGAACACAACAUUUUUACAGACGAGGAAACGGAGCAGCUGUUCCGGCCUACGCGGGUUAUAAUUCACCCUAACUUCGACGAACAAACAGUCGAGAACGACAUCGCUCUUUUGAAAAUUGCUGAUAAUAUAAAAUGGGGAACUAAUGUGCUGCCGGCUUGUCUGCCUGAAAAAACGGACGAUCCACUGUUGCAAUCCAAUCAAUCUUUGAGAUGCGUUGUUCUGGGUUGGGGCAAGCGAAAGCCCGUGGAUAUGGUUGGCUCGGAUGUACUGCGAGAAGCCGAAGUGGACAUAGUGGAUCAACAGCGCUGCGUCGAUGCCUACACAGGUGAUCACGUCAUUUCACCGCGUAUGAUGUGCGCCGGCGGCGGAAGGAGCGGCAAAGGUGACACGUGCGAAGGUGACAGUGGGGGGCCAUUGCUGUGCAGAACAAGCGAGAAUGAUACAGAAGGCCCAUGGAAGCUAAUGGGGAUCACCAGUUUCGGGGAUGGAUGCGGGAAGCGAGACAAAUUCGGUGUUUAUACGAGAGUUGUUUCGUUUUUAGACUGGAUUGAGAAAAAUACGGCGAAGUAAAGCUGUUGCGAUAACCACAGCACCACAAAUCGCGAUUGCGCACAGCAAAAAAUACGUUUUUGAUAUAGUUAUUAUAAUGUAUCCUUUGGGUUUAAGCUAUGUAUUAAGUAAUUGUAUAGCGUGGUCAGGUGGUAGCGACAAUAUCCACAUAAUGUAAAUUGUAAAUACUUUUUUGUUUAGCAUGACAGCGCUAUACUGACUGCAUGAAUGCAUGAAUGCUGCAUUGUAUUCAGCAUGCAUUUAAUGCAUUACUUUAUUUCACUUUUCUGUUUCAUUAUGGCAUUUGUUGCAUAUUUUAUAGUGUUAUGUUAAUCUAUGAUAGAAUCCUGCUUAAUUUACUGCUCUCUGCGUGUUGGUAACAUUGUACUCCUUGUUAAGAGAUUACCAAGUAUCAAUUCGGCUCUUCGGGUAUUACGGAGAAAAAGCGUUUGAGAAAACGUAAAUCUUACUUUUAUGUUGAGAAUUUGGGAUAUAUGCAUAUUUUUUAAAUGUGCGAUUGUCUUUAACCGUGUAUUGUAUUCGUAUA
Messenger RNA from Paramacrobiotus metropolitanus, 2237 nucleotides. Its product is annotated as proclotting enzyme-like. Gene Ontology annotation, biological process: proteolysis. The transcript has 5 exons. The record is from RefSeq and is a predicted model, not a curated record. Gene Ontology annotation, molecular function: serine-type endopeptidase activity. The coding region runs from base 272 to 1711 and encodes 479 amino acids. NCBI's taxonomy places the organism in Eukaryota, Metazoa, Tardigrada, Eutardigrada, Parachela, Macrobiotidae.